Molecule: messenger RNA, 1641 nt
Organism: Sorex araneus (European shrew)
Lineage: Eukaryota; Metazoa; Chordata; Mammalia; Eulipotyphla; Soricidae
Gene: SLC22A7
Product: solute carrier family 22 member 7
Exons: 10
Coding region: 1-1641 (546 amino acids)
Biological process (GO): transmembrane transport
Cellular component (GO): membrane
Molecular function (GO): transmembrane transporter activity
Source: RefSeq, a predicted model, not a curated record
AUGGGGUUCGAGGAGCUGCUGGACCAGGUAGGCGGCUUUGGGCCCUUCCAGCUGUGGAAUGUGCUGCUGCUGGCUCUGCCCCGCCUGCUGCUGCCGCUGCAUUUCCUCCUGCCCAUCUUCCUGGCGGCCGUGCCUGCCCACCGCUGCGUGCUGCCCGGCGCCCCUGCCAACUUCAGUGACCAGGACGCGUGGCUGGAGGCCCACCUGCCCCGAGAGCCCAGUGGCGCCUUCAGCUCCUGCCUCCGCUUCACUCACCCCAGGGCCCUCCCCAACACCACGCUGGCAGACGGGGAGCAGAGCCCUGGGGAGCCGGAUGGGGCCCCCUCCACGAUGCCCUGCCCGCAGGGCUGGGAGUAUGAUCACUCCGAGUUCUCCUCCACCAUUGCUACCGAGUGGGAUCUGGUGUGUGAGCACAAAGGCCUGACCAGAGCUGCGUCCACCUUCUUCUUCGCCGGUGUGCUGGUGGGGGCCGUGGCCUUCGGCUACCUGGCUGACAGGUUUGGACGGCGCCGUCUGCUGCUGGUGGCCUACGUGAGUGCCCUGGUGCUGGGCCUGGUGUCAGCAGCCUCCAUCAGCUACCUCAUGUUUGCCAUCACCCGUACCCUCACGGGCGCCGCCCUGGCAGGCUUCACUAUCAUCGUGAUGCCACUGGAGCUGGAGUGGCUGGACGUGGCCCACCGCACUGUGGCCGGCGUCCUGAGCAGCGCCUUCUGGAGCGGGGGCGUGAUGCUGUUGGCACUGGUCGGAUACCUGAUCCGGGACUGGCGAUGGCUGCUGCUGGCUGUCACCCUGCCAUGUGCCCCGGGCAUCCUCAGCCUCUGGUGGGUGCCUGAGUCUGCACGCUGGCUCCUGACCCAGGGCCGGGUGGAGGAGGCCCAGAGGUACCUGCUUCGCUGCGCCAGGCUCAAUGGGCGGCACGUGGGUGAGGACGGCCUCAGCCGGGAGGCUCUGAGCAAAGUUGCAGCAGGGGAACCGGUAGUUCAAAGACCCUCAUACCUCGACCUGUUCCGGACACCGCGGCUCCGACAUAUCUCCCUGUGCUGCAUGGUGGUGUGGUUUGGAGUGAACUUCUCCUACUACGGCCUGAGCUUGGACGUGUCCGGGCUGGGGCUGAACCUGUACCAGACGCAGCUGCUGUUUGGGGCCGUGGAACUACCCUCCAAGUUGCUGGUCUACCUGGCGGUGCGCCACGCGGGACGCCGCCUCACACAGGCGGGAACACUGCUAGGGACUGCCCUGGCCUUGGGGAUCAGACUCCUGCUGUCCGCGGAGAUGGGACCCUGGAGCACCGCCCUGGCGGUGAUGGGGAAAGGCUUUUCUGAAGCUGCCUUCACCACCGCCUACCUGUUCACGUCGGAGCUGUACCCCACUGUGCUCAGGCAGACAGGCAUGGGGCUCACUGCACUGGUGGGCCGGCUCGGGGGCUCUUUGGCCCCCCUGGCGGCCCUGCUGGAUGGAGUAUGGCUGUCGCUGCCCCAGCUCGCUUAUGGGGGUAUCGCCCUGCUGGCUGCCUGUACUGCGCUCCUGCUGCCAGAGACCAGGCAGGCACAGCUGCCAGAGACCAUUCAGGACGUGGAGAGGAAGAGCACGCCAUCAGAUCUGCAGGAGGAAGCUGUGCCCAUGAAGCAGGUGCAGGACUGA